Messenger RNA from Babesia microti strain RI, 1281 nucleotides. RefSeq names its product tubulin gamma. The transcript is spliced from 11 exons. Bases 1 to 1281 code for a protein of 426 amino acids. Gene Ontology annotation, molecular function: GTP binding; structural constituent of cytoskeleton. The record is from RefSeq and is a predicted model, not a curated record. Gene Ontology annotation, cellular component: nucleus; cytoplasm; gamma-tubulin complex. Lineage: Eukaryota; Apicomplexa; Aconoidasida; Piroplasmida; Babesiidae. Gene Ontology annotation, biological process: mitotic spindle organization; mitotic cell cycle; meiotic spindle organization.
AUGUUGACUUUGCAAAUUGGUCAAUGUGGAAAUCAAAUAGGGGUAGAAUUUUGGCGCCAACUAUGUUUUGAACAUGGAAUUGGACCGGAUGGUAUAACUUCUCAGCACACAGACUACUUAAAGACAUUUUUCUAUCAAACAUGUAACGGGAAUCUAGUCCCUAGGACUAUUAUGUUAGAUUUAGAACCUAGAGUUAUAAAUGGGAUCAUGAGCUCGGAAUACAAGGAUCUUUUUAAUCCAGAAAAUAUUUAUAUUGAUAAAAAUGGAGGAGGUGCAGGAAAUAAUUGGGCCAAAGGCUAUUCUUCAGCCAAAGAUGUUAAGGAAGAGGUAUUAGAUAUGAUAGAUCACGAACUGGAUCUAUCUGACAGAUUCGAUGGAUUUUUGCUUACACAUUCAAUUGCAGGUGGAACUGGUAGUGGCAUGGGAAGUUACAUUUUGGAAAUACUUAAGGAGCACUUCCCAAAAAAGUUAAUCAACACAUUUUCAGUCUUCCCAUUAUUAGAUGAAAGCAGUGAUGUAGUGGUUCAGCCUUAUAAUUCUAUUCUCACUCUAGAACGUUUGGCUCUAGAUGCUGAUUCUGUUAUAGUCUUGGAUAAUACUGCUCUUACUAGAAUUGUGAAAGGGGAUAAAAGCGCAAUUGUGGAGAGCAAUAAACUGAUAGGAAACGUCAUGAGUACAAUAACUUCAACUUGUAGAUUCCCAGGGCCUUUGGAUAACGAUCUUCUAGGCCUAAUUAGUUCGUUAAUACCAAUACAAAAAUGCCAUUUUUUAGCAACUUCUUAUACACCAUUAGGCAGUUUCGAUAGAUCUUAUCCUGAAAAUAUGAUAAGAAAAUUGUUGAAUCCUGAAAAUAUUAUGGUAUUUAAAUUAAAAGAAGGAUAUUAUUUGGCAAUUUUAGAUAUAAUUAGAGGCGGUUACAACUUGAAAACAAUUGAAAGAAGUUUAGAUAAGAUCAAAGGAAGGAGAAAGAUUAAUUUUGUAAAGUGGAAUCCUGCAUCUAUACAAGUUGCUUUAUCUGAAAACUCACCAUUUGUAAAACAUCCUAAUGGACUUAUGGUAUGUAAUCAUACAAGUAUUAGAAAGAUUAUUGAUAUGUGUACUGGGCAAUUCGAUCAAUUAUAUAAGCGGAAGGCCUUUCUGGAUAAUUAUAGGAAGGAAAAGAUAUUUUCAAGUGUAGACGGCAAGGGUAACUUUGAAGAGAUGGAAGAAGCUAGGGAGAUAUGCCAAAUAGUUAGCGAUGAAUAUAAAAAAUGUGAGAGAGAAAACUAUUUUUCUAGUUAA